GUAAGGGAGUCCGUCCCGCGGCUACCGUGGAAGCUGGAGAAGUACUUCCAGAGCCGGAAGGCGGACGGCGGGGAGUGCACCGUCCGGCGCGGCGGCGGCGGCGCCCAGGGCCCCUUCGAGGUGCAGUUCAGGGAAAGGGCAGGUGAGCUGCCGCGCAGGGGGCGCCCCGACCCGGUUCAGGCUGACCUGGGAGAGGGCGCGGGACACAGUACGGCACCGUCCGGUGGGGGACGGGAGCCGGGGCUCCCGCUGCCCAGAGGCGCAGCCCGACCACGGAGGCCGGGGUUCCGGAAGUGCCCGGUGCCUGAUGCGCUCUGACAGCGGUUAGACGUGACGCUUGCCAGGAUCCUCGCCUGACUCGAAUUUCUUAGCUCUUAGAACACUCUUCUCUCUCCCUGAACCUCGCAGCUAAGGAGAGAGUGUUGAAAAAAGGAACUCACCAAAUGGAGGUUGAUAACAAACCUGUGACUAUUAUCCUGGAAUCCGUUGAAAAUUUCUUGGCCCAGCCAAGAGAAGGGGCAAAGUCUGACGAGAAGCAUCCAAACAAAAAACAUAUUCCUGUUGCGGAGGAGUGCUGUGUCCAAAAGAUCUUUCUUGGUGUCACAGCUGACCUGAACUGUAACCUGUUCUCUAAAGAGCAGAGGGAACACAUAACCUCUCUCUGCCCCAAUAUCAGAAAAAUGGAGGGCAAUGAUGGAAUUGAGAAGGUGUAUGGUAACUUCAGAGAUAUUGAAAAAAUACAUGAAUUCCUGAAUGCACAGCUCCUGAAGAGUAAACAGAAACAUGACUCUUCGCCUGUGACAACACAGAGGGAGCCCUUCCAUCUGCAGGACAGGUGUGUUUCUCCCUCUGAGCAAAAAAUCACAUCAGCAGAGAAAAGCAACCGUUAUGAAGCUUCCUUGUGUUCACUUGAAUACUUCAGAUAUAUUUAUCCUGAUAAAAUAGACUCAAUAGAGAAAAAAUUUGGUAUAAAAAUAAAAAUUCAGGAGACUUCUCCGAAUAUGGGCUAUGUAGACUUCACCUCUAGUCAAGCAGGUAACCUCAAAGCAGCUCAUGAGUCUUUUGCCAGUGAAUUUCAGAAGAGUGUAGGAACUCUGAAUCAAGUUUGUAUCACCUUAGCAGAUAGUCAACAGGCAAAGGAAGUCAAACAACAGUUGAAUCAGCAGUUUACAAAGCUCCUUAUAAAGCAGAAAGGAGGAGAAUUAACUCUCCUUGGGCCCCUAGAUGACACCUCAGCUGCCAAACAUUUUUUUGCCUCCAAAAUGACUGAAAGUCAUGUCAAGGUACCUAUGAAAAUAUUGACCCCCAGGCACAUGAUGAAUGGAAUUGAGGUUGACACUGCUCGUUAUAAGCUUUUAGAAGCUGAAUUACUCCAGGCGAUAUCAGAGAUUGAAAAGAAGUAUAACACUCAAAGGAAGAUUGUGGGAAAAGCUCAGAAAACCUGCAUUCUAUUCGAACCAAAGGACAAGGAGGUAGAUCUGUCUGUGCAUGCUUAUGCAAGUUUCGUUGAUGCCUAUCAACAGGUCUCAUGUCAGCUGGUGAGAGAAGUUUUUUCACUUUUGGGCAAGGAGACAAAGCACUUAUCUGGGACCAAGUUCACUGACGACUUUAGAGAAAGGCAUCCAAAUAUACACUUCGCACUAACUCAGGAGUCAGCUGUUUUGACUGGGUUGCCAAAUCACCUUGCAAAGGCAAAGCAGUAUGUCUUAAAAAGAUGGGCAAUGUCUCCAUCCGCUGGAGAGAAAUGGAAUGCAACGCCCAUGGACAUUGAUAGUACUGAUUCAAAAACAGCUUCCCCAAGAUUCCAGCACUUUGCCAGUUCUGGGGUGUCAGGAGUAGAUAAGGAAGAGGACACAUGUGUCAUCUGUCUGGACAUCAUGAGAAACAAACGAGUGCUACCAAAGUGCAAGCAUGAAUUCUGCACCCCUUGUAUCGACAAAGCCCUGUCCUAUAAGCCGACCUGUCCUGUGUGCCAGACUUCCUAUGGUAUCCAGAAAGGGAAUCAGCCAGAAGGAACAAUGUAUGUCACUGUCACAAAACACUCACUUCCAGGUUAUGAAUCCUGUGGCUCCAUUAUGAUUCAUUAUAAUAUGAAAGGAGGCACACAAACAGAAGAGCACCCAAACCCAGGCAAGAGCUAUCCUGGAAUACAGCGAACUGCAUACUUGCCUGAUAAUGAAGAAGGAAAGGAGGUUUUGAGAUUGCUUCGUAGGGCCUUUGAGCAAAAGCUUAUCUUCACAGUGGGGUACUCUCGAGUAUUGGGACUCUCAGAUGUAAUUACCUGGAAUGAUAUACACCAUAAAACGAGCCGUCAAGGGGGACCAGAAAUGUAUGGCUACCCUGAUCCUAAUUAUCUGAAACGUGUCAAACAGGAGCUGAAAGAUAAAGGAAUUGAGUAAGAAGACUACUGGAAGAUGUCUUGAGCCAAGCUUCCAAAAGACACAGUUGAAGAAGCAGAGUGAAUGCCAAUCUAAAUCCUUAUGUAGAAACACCUGGAAAAGUUUUCAUCUAAGAAACAGUUUGUAUAAGAGUAAGGAUCUUCAGUUGAAACACUAGUUGCCAAUUGAUCCUCUUUUUAUUGCUGUCUCUGGGGUGAUCCUUUAGUUUUUUUGUUUGUUUGUCCAUUAAGUAUCCUAAAAGCAAAAUCCUAGUGUGAAUGGGAGAGAAAAGGGCUAUGGUUAUGGUUCCCCUCCAUCCUUCAUGGCCAGAAGAGUGGCCCAGAGCAGAAAUCAAACAACCUUUGGAAAUAAAAAGGCUGUUGUUUUUCACAGCACAGAACCUGGUA
Molecule: messenger RNA, 2785 nt
Organism: Manis javanica (Malayan pangolin)
Lineage: Eukaryota; Metazoa; Chordata; Mammalia; Pholidota; Manidae
Gene: DTX3L
Product: deltex E3 ubiquitin ligase 3L
Biological process (GO): protein ubiquitination; Notch signaling pathway
Source: RefSeq, a predicted model, not a curated record